UGUUAUUAUAUCUUUUUAUUGAUAAAUCUUUAGUAAAAUGGGUCUAAAGUCUGUGUUGUGUGCUAAGAUAGAAAUGAAGGCUAAUAAGAAUGUGUUUCAUGAUGUUUUUACAAAUAAACCACACCAUGUCUUUACUAUGUGCCCUUUGCAUGUACAAGGCUGUCAGCUUCUUGAGGGUACCUUUGGAACGGUUGGAUCCAAAAUCUGUUGGACGUAUACUCUUGAGGGGAAAAGAAGAUCAACUAUAGAUCAUGUAAAAAAGGUGCUCACACUCAAAGAAUUUGAAGGUGAUCUAGUUAAUAAAUAUGAUAAUUUGAAGAUAACUCUUCAUAUCGAAACAAAAGGAGAAAUCGAUUUGUUAUGUUGGACAAUGGAGUAUGAAAGGCCAAAUGAGAAUGUACCUGAACUUAUAAAUUUGUUGGGCUUCAUUGUUGAUAUGACCAAAGCUAUUGAUGAUCAUCAUGUCAAGGUUAAAUAGUUGUUUGUUUGUUGUUUGAGAGUACGUACGUUUUAUAGAUUUGAUGUCUGUUGUGUAACUUCCCCAUGUAUUAAUGAUACGUUAUCAACUACGUAAUCUUUGUGUUGUGUAAUGAGACAUGGUUCUGAAGUUUAUA
This is a messenger RNA of Solanum pennellii, 614 nucleotides long. RefSeq names its product MLP-like protein 34. Gene Ontology annotation, biological process: defense response. The record is from RefSeq and is a predicted model, not a curated record. The transcript is spliced from 2 exons. NCBI's taxonomy places the organism in Eukaryota, Viridiplantae, Streptophyta, Magnoliopsida, Solanales, Solanaceae. Bases 38 to 478 code for a protein of 146 amino acids.